Dibothriocephalus latus is the source of this 375-nucleotide messenger RNA. The record is from the annotation of a GenBank genome assembly. Lineage: Eukaryota; Metazoa; Platyhelminthes; Cestoda; Diphyllobothriidea; Diphyllobothriidae.
AUGGGCCGCAAAGGCAGCCAGUUUAUCGACAAACUUCGCCUUUUUGUAAAAGCUGGUUCAGGCAGUCCAGGCAACCCAAAGAUCCGUGGAAAGGGUGGCAAUGGAGGUAGCAUUUUUCUUGCUGCCGAAGAUAAUCGGACGCUGGAGGAUGUUCUUCUCUCCAACCCGAAAAAACGCUUUAUUGCUAAGUCGGGUCGUCCAGCCAGCUCUCGCCGUGGUGUCUGUUUGGCCGCCAAUGCUGAAGACAUUGUGGUCAAAGUUCCUGUCGGCAUCACCGUCUCCGUAAGUUCAACUGCGCGAGGGGCUUCCGGUUCACAGCGUUUACUUGGUGAUAUUAACGAAGCCGGCCAGAAGUUAUUGGUUGCCAAAGGUGGU